CAGAUCUCCUCACUUCAGACAACCUCUUUGCGCUCUCAUCACUCGGCUACAAUAUGAGCAGACUGCAGAUUCCCUCUUUUGGCAGGAGGAAAAAUACUCCCCCAGUCAUUCCUGCUGCUGGGGCGACCUCCUCUCCAGCGUCGGCUUCUUCUUCAGCCACCAUAUCUGACACUGUCCCGAGCGCAGUGGCUACUAACCCUGCUGCCAGCGCCCCUGCGGCCAACCAGAACGCGCCCUCCCCAGCUACCAUAGCUCCUGCUGCUGCGGGGGGCGGUCGGGACAAAGAGCGAGGCAAAAGGCCUCAUCCUGACAGUGAAAUCGACCCUGAGGAGGAGCCUCUUAUUAGAAGGACCCGAGUCUCUGGGCCGGGUACUCUCUUGCACCGAGCGAUCAGAGCUCCUUCUCACUCUGGGCCUCCUGCAGCUGGUGGCUCUGCUUCUGCUUCAGGCCCCCCUUCUAUCCCCAGCUUGCCGCCAUGGGCCCCUCGGUACACUCGAACGGAUGGGACGUUCGUGAAACCGAACGAGACCAUGCUGAAGGAUGGCCAGACCGCUAUGGCCUACUACAGGAGCAUGUGGACUCCGAAGGACAUUGAGGCGGCAAAGGGCCUUUCCCAGAAGGACGUGUUCAGUCGCUUUCCCCAAUCUGCUAUGGAGACAUUGUUUGGGAUGAUGGCCAUGCAGAAGCAGGUGGAAAUGGGGAACGCCAGGGCCCGAAAGUAUUCUGACAGCCUGGAGGUGGCUAAUAAAGAGAACGACCUCCUUGCCAUGAAGAAUACCGAGGUGCUGGUUCGGCUUGACAAAGCCGAGCAAGAGAGAGAUGUCCUGAAAAAGGAGAAUGAUUCCCUUCAGGAUGAGAAGGACGCCCUCCAGCUCGAGAAGAGCGUCUGGCAGACUGAGCAGGAAUCACUCAGAGAAGAGAAGGCAGAACUCCAACGUCUUCUAGCUGAUGAACAGUCUGCUCGGAUGGCUUUUGAAAAAAGAGCUCUGGACGAGCGUACCGCUCUGAUCGACGUUAUCAGCAGAGUGGGUGGUGGGAUGCUGGCCCUUCAUGCUCGGUUCUCCAGGGUCGGUGCUCUUCGGUAUGCUCAAGGAUUCCGGGAAGGCUUCGCCGACCGGGUUCCGGAUGAGGGACAGACCAGCUCCACUCCGGAUGAGGUAGACAAGGAUCUGGGGAUCGAGCCUCUGGGGGUCUAUGUCGACCCAGAACCCACCGAAGCGGAGCGUAUAUUUGAUGAGUGCCAGGACAUCGCAUCCUCAAGGAUCAUCACAGCUCCUCCUACCGCUCUGCCACUGACCGCUCCCCAAUCGUCAACCGUGGCUCCCUCUGUAGCCACUGCUGACGCUGAACCCCAGCCGAACGACUCAGUUAUUCACCUGGAUUCCCCACCUCAUGAAGGUGAGGCGGCUGAUGGGGCCGAGGAGGCGAGUCGGCAGGACCAGGAUGCUGUUGGUACUGAGGCGUCUAGCUAGGGCUCCUUCGAAUUCUUCCAGUUCAUAUCUUCUUGUAAUGAUGGACACCUCUCUUUUGUAAACUAAAUGUUCAAUAUUAAUGAAAUGGCCGAACUCUUUUUCUCUAUGUGUUGUGCUCUGUUCAACUUAUCUUCAGUACAUAUAUAUCUUUUCUCUCUUUUUCUUUUUA
Messenger RNA from Cornus florida, 1641 nucleotides. RefSeq lists its product as uncharacterized. Bases 54 to 1472 code for a protein of 472 amino acids. NCBI's taxonomy places the organism in Eukaryota, Viridiplantae, Streptophyta, Magnoliopsida, Cornales, Cornaceae. The record is from RefSeq and is a predicted model, not a curated record. The transcript has 2 exons.